Anoplophora glabripennis (Asian longhorned beetle) is the source of this 807-nucleotide messenger RNA. Its product is annotated as myb-like protein X. The transcript has 2 exons. NCBI's taxonomy places the organism in Eukaryota, Metazoa, Arthropoda, Insecta, Coleoptera, Cerambycidae. The coding region runs from base 1 to 807 and encodes 268 amino acids. The record is from RefSeq and is a predicted model, not a curated record.
AUGGAAAGUAACAGAAAAGAAGAUGCAGAAAAAUUGGAGAAAGGACGUAAAGAAGAUAUGGAGAAUAUGGCGAAACUACUGGACGUAAAAAUACAAGGUAUAAGAGAAGAAAUCAAAUCUUGGAAAGACAUAAACAAGGACGUGGACAACAUAGAACAGGACGUAGCAACACUAGUGACAAAGACGAUUGAAAUAGAAGAUAGAGUAAACAAGCAAGAAAAUGAAAUGGAGAAGAUCGAAAGAACUGAGAACAAAAAUACUCAAGAAAUUGAAAAGCUAGAAAAAGGACGAAAAGAAGACUUGGACAAGCUAGAUAAAGGACGAAACGAAGAUUUAGAAAAACUCGAGAAAGGACGAAAAGAGGACUUAGAGAAAAUUGGGGAAGAGUUAAAACAGAUGGAAAAUAACAGAAAAGAUGCAGAAAAAUUGGAGAAAGGACGUAAAGAAGAUAUGGAGAAUAUGGCGAAACUACUGGACGUAAAAAUACAAGUUAUAAGAGAAAAAAUCAGAAAAGAUUUCAAAUCUUGGAAGGACAUAAACAAGGACGUGGACAAAAUAGAACAGGACGUAGCAACACUAGUGACGAAGACGAUUGAAAUAGAAGACAGAGUAAACAAGCAAGAAAAUGAAAUGGAGAAGAUCGAAAGAACUGUGAACAAAAAUACUCAAGAAAUUGAAAAGGUAAAAAGGCAGGUACAGGGAGGAUUGAAUGAAAAUCAAGAUGUGCUGGAAGGAGAAAGAAAAAGAAAUGAGGAACAGAUUGAGGAACUCAAGAAGGAGGUGCAGAGAGUGAGGGAAAACGUAUGA